AUGGACAUUACAGAUCGGGAAAGAAGAUUGGAAAAGUCAAAUGUGAGCAAUGAUCCUAAAGGACUGUCUGAAAGCAAUGUCAUAGAGAAUGUUGCAACAACAUCUAAAGACAAUGUGACAGAAAAGGACUCAGCAACACCGGAAGAGUCCUCUAACCCUAAUAGGGUCCUUAAGGUUUUCCCUUUAAGGACGAUUAGCAGUGACGAAGUAAAGGCCACAAAGCCUAAAACGACUCAUGCAAAACGACCCAAGGAGGGUAUUCACAACAAGGGUAUCAAAUCCUCAGCAUCUUCUACCAUGGAGAAACUUACUAAAGAAGGAUCCAAGUAUGUCGAUAGUGCAAUUACCAGGAUUGUCAAUCGUAUUCUGAAGGAGAAUCAUCAAGUGCCUGGAAUAUCUAUUCCUCUUCAAACCAUAAUGGCUGAUCCCCUCAAUAACACCAGUAAGGCUGAGGCUGUUCACACCGUUGAUAGUGACCUAGAAAUCAACAAGGAUGAACAAGGGGUUACUAAGAAUACCAAUGUCACCGAGGAUGUCAAUGACAUUGAAAAUAAUGAUCACCCUAAGGCCAGUACUGAAACUGAUACUAAUGUGGUAAAAUUAGAUGAGUACUCUGACGACGAAUUACUUACCUCCUUGAAUCCGAGUGUAGCCAACAGGCUAAUGACAAGAAGAAAAGGCAAAGUUGUUGUUCAAGGAUCACCAAAAGGGAGCACUCAAGUGAACAACCCUACCAAAGACACUGUAAAAAAGGAGAGUACUUCUAAAGGACCUGUCAAGAGCAAAGCUGUUACCAAAAGUAAAGGGGUUGGUCCUUCAAAAUCUUGGAGCAGGGCCAUUCCAAAGAAAAGAAAAGAGCGGGAAAUUGUUGAACCUGAAUCUGAUGUUGAAGUAAAUGUCCCUGACAUUCCAUCAAGGAAGAAGCCUACAACCAGUAAGCUUGCUGCUAGUAUCCUUGAAGUUCCCAUUGAUAAUAGAUUGGCUGUUGAAAGGGAAUUGGCUCCAAAUGCUCUUGAAAUCAAGGAGGUCUUAGAGCUGAUUCAAGAAGCUGGACUUCUAAAAACUGUGUGCAAUCUUCCCAAAUGUUAUGAGAAGCUGGUCAAAGAAUUUGUGGUAAACCUAUCUGAAGAUUGUGGCAAUAGCAGAAGUGCAAACUACAGAAAGGUGUUUGUAAGAGGUAAGUGUGUAUCGUUCUCUCCUUCUGUGAUUAAUAAAUUCUUGGGAAGAACAGAUGAAGCUCAAACUGAGCUGGAAGUAACAGACAACCAAGUCUGUCAAGUGAUCACAGCCAAGCAGGUAAAAGGCUGGCCCAUGAAAGAUAAGCUAACUGCAAGUAAGCUGAGCAUCAAGUAUGAAAUGCUUCACAAAAUAGGAGCAGCUAAUUGGGUUCUAACAAAUCACAAGUCCACUAUCUCAACUAUGCUUGGUAGAUUUCUGUAUGCUGUAGGAACAAAGGCAAAGUUUGAUUAUGGAGCAUACAUUUUUGACCAAACCAUGAAGCAUGCUGGAAGCUUCAGUAUUAAGGGUCCAAUUGCCUUUCCAUCCCUCUUGAGUGACAUUGUCAUGACAUCAGUUGAAACUUCCAAAUCUGGAGCAUCUGUCAGUAAAGCAGAAGUCAUAGCAAUACUAAAAGAGACUUGCAAAGAACUGGAAGCUAGAAAAAUGUCUCUUGAACAAAUGCUACGUACUCUGGAAAUGGAUGAGAAUGAGGAGUUUGCAGAUAUAGAAGAGAUGGAAGAUAAAGAUGAUCAAGAAGUGGAAGAAGAAAGUGCUAGUCCUGCUGAUGACUUUGAGAAAGAAAGUUCUUCAGACACCUCAGCUGGUUUUGACUCUGAGCAGUAA
Molecule: messenger RNA, 1842 nt
Organism: Vicia villosa (hairy vetch)
Lineage: Eukaryota; Viridiplantae; Streptophyta; Magnoliopsida; Fabales; Fabaceae
Exons: 4
Coding region: 1-1842 (613 amino acids)
Source: RefSeq, a predicted model, not a curated record